Molecule: messenger RNA, 2966 nt
Organism: Zonotrichia albicollis (white-throated sparrow)
Lineage: Eukaryota; Metazoa; Chordata; Aves; Passeriformes; Passerellidae
Gene: MARCHF1
Product: E3 ubiquitin-protein ligase MARCHF1
Molecular function (GO): zinc ion binding
Source: RefSeq, a predicted model, not a curated record
GCGGGGGCGGCUCCGCACCUGCGGGGUCCCGGCGGGGACGGGCGCUGCCCUUUUUUUGAAAUUUUAUUUUUAAAAAAUAAUUUCUUUUUUUUUUGGUGGAUUUCGUUUGGUUGUUCGUUUGGUUGGUUGGUUGGUUGAUUUUUUUUUGUGUUGUUCUUGUUGUUUCGGGGCUUUUCGCGGGAGAAGCGCAUCGCGGGAGACGGCGCUGCUGCCGCCGUCCGCUCGGCCGGUGCCGGCUGCGGGCGCCGGGGGAAGGUUCCCGGCGGCUCCGGGGGGCUGGCGCUUGGACAGCGGCGGCCCCGGCUAGCCCGGGCUCUCGGGGGCGAUUUCACACCCUCCUUCACUUGGCACCACCCUAAAUGCCGCUCUAACGAUCAGGGAUUUCCGAGAAAUGAACCCAGGAAGUAAUGUGAAAGGUCAUGUGAAGCUCUGUCACAGCAGAAAUUUUCUAAAAGAUUGCUUUACCUAGCUGAGCUUGGCAAAGAGAGGAUAUGAACAAUUAUACAGGUGGGCUACUCGGGGGGAGUGAAGAUAUAAGGCAUCCAAACAGGUACUGGCAACCUGCAGCUCUGUAAGAAUGCCACUCCAGCAGAUUUCUGUAGUGCCAGCGCGGGAGACUGCCAGCAAUGGGAGAAGUUCAAUGGGCACAAACAAAGAGAAGAGCAAGGAGGUGGAGAAUGAAAAAUCCCCAGGGCGUUCCACAAGUCGAUCAAGUAAUAUUUCAAAGGCAAGCAGUCCUACAACAGGAACAGCUCCCAGGAGUCAAUCUCGGUUAUCUGUCUGCCCCUCCACUCAGGACAUUUGUAGGAUCUGUCACUGUGAGGGAGAUGAUGAGAGCCCCCUCAUCACGCCGUGCCGCUGCACGGGCACCCUGCGCUUUGUGCACCAGGCCUGCCUGCACCAGUGGAUCAAGAGCUCGGACACGCGCUGCUGCGAGCUCUGCAAGUACGACUUCAUCAUGGAGACCAAGCUCAAGCCCCUCCGCAAGUGGGAGAAAUUGCAGAUGACAACAAGUGAGAGGAGAAAAAUUGUGUGCUCAGUCACAUUCCAUAUAAUUGCAAUUACCUGUGUUGUUUGGUCAUUGUAUGUUUUAAUUGACAGAACUGCUGAAGAAAUUAAACAAGGCAAUGAUAAUGGUGUCCUCGAAUGGCCAUUCUGGACAAAACUCGUUGUGGUGGCCAUUGGAUUCACAGGAGGCCUGGUCUUCAUGUACGUGCAGUGCAAGGUUUACGUCCAGCUGUGGCGCAGGUUGAAAGCCUACAACAGAGUGAUCUUUGUUCAGAACUGCCCAGACACCAUCAAAAAACUGGAGGAGAAAAGCUCUCCGUGCACUCAGCCCUCGGAGCUGAAGGACGCGGUGGUGGUGCCGGUAGCACAGACAGGUACAAACUCUCAGCCGGCGGCGGAAGAGGCGACGUCGGAGGUCAUGCCAGUUUGACACGGACAGCGCUGCUUCUCCCUCGCAGAGUAAGCCGUAGUGUCUGCUACACUACAAAUGCUACAAGAAAGUAGUAAUGACUGUGCAUUUUUUCAGUUUAAGAAGACCCCAACCAAACGACAAAAAAAAAAUACCCCAUACAAAAACCAAAACAGUACAAGGAAAAUGGAUCCAGCAAAGCAAUUUGUUACUGUAAGGAAUGUGACCAUUCGUGAUGUAAUUUCGCAACUAGUCAGCAAGUGUAGUGAAAGUGGAAGUGUAGAAAGUGCAAUAGAGAACAGGUUUAACAGACAAUGCCAAACCUAUGUAACAAUGUACUUUUUUUUUCCUAACUGGGCUGGCUGGGAAAAUAGAAAACAAAAGUGACACAAUGAUUUUGUUUACAGAAGACACAAAACCUUUCAUCUGUUUACUACUAGAAGUUGUAUUUGCUAUUUACCUUUUCAGAGAUACACUUCAAAGGGUACCAAUCCCAGUAAUAUGCAUUAACAGAAUCAAAGUAGAGAGAGCUGUACUGAGGCACUUCCUCUCUAAGCCUCAUAUGGUGACUGUCGAGGAGCCUGAAUGCUUGGGCAGCUGUGUCAAUAUGGAUAUUUGAACCAGUUGUUUUCAACUAUGGCUGGAUUUUUGAAAAGUAAGCAGUUCCAACCAGUAUAAACUCACAUUUCCAUAAGCUGCAGAUAGUUUUUUAUAAUUGUCAGGGAAGUAAGGAAGGAGACAAUACAUAGAUAUGCAUUUAGAAGAGCAGCUCCGCUGUUUAUUUUACUUUAUAGGAGUGAAUUAGGCAUAAAUUUGAUCCACAAGGUAUUGAGGCAGAAUUGUAAAUGAAAAAAAAAAAGCAGUUUACUGCAGAAUUACACAGAAGUAAAUUGUCUGUUAUCAAAGGUCUGAAAAAGGAUGACAUACUGAAGGAUGGAAGCAACUUUUGGUUUUAUUUUUUAAGAUUCAUGAUACAGAAAGGUAGAUGUAAUAGAACAUACCUACUUACAUAUCUUAAGAAAACAUUAGUUUUUAUCUCCUUGUUCUAAAAAGCUAGUUUUUCUCUUCCUGACUGAAAAAAAACAGAUCAAUGGUUUCCUUCUGUACAGGUAAACUUAAGGUGUUAGAGAUUCGACAGUUCAGUUGUUAAUUUUGUGUUUUGAGCACUGGCAUAUAAAAAUGAAGUGUGAAUAGCAUUAAAAGGUGCAAUAGAUAAAUGAAUGUAGAUAUAAUCCUGUGUCCAACUGGGUGAAUUAUGUAUAAGGAACCAAUUUUGUGAUUCACUUUGCAAAACUGUGGUGUUUACUGUAAGGACACAAGAGCAAGUAUUGACUCGGAGUAGUUAUGUACUGGUGUGCACAAGUCUGGGGCCUGAACAUAAUGUGUAUUUUAAAAAGAAGUUGGAAGUUCUUUUUUAAAUCUUGUAUUUAAUAAAGGAGGAAAAGCAAAAAAGGAUAUAAAGAACCAGAGUAAUGAGGACAGGAGAGUAGAGAUUCACUUAAAGGAGGGGUAUCUGCCACAAUUACAAGAGAACUGGAGUUCUACAGAA